This is a messenger RNA of Raphanus sativus (radish), 6096 nucleotides long. RefSeq lists its product as uncharacterized. The annotation marks the transcript as partial. Gene Ontology annotation, molecular function: Hsp70 protein binding. NCBI's taxonomy places the organism in Eukaryota, Viridiplantae, Streptophyta, Magnoliopsida, Brassicales, Brassicaceae. The transcript has 3 exons. The record is from RefSeq and is a predicted model, not a curated record.
UAGUCAUAAAUCUGGAAUUUUACUUUUUUAUUUAUUAGCUUCGAUCUUCAACCUCGACGACUCUCCUAAGAGUCGGUAGCAUCAUCGUCAUCAGAAACCGCCUUUCGCAACCUCGUCUUCUUUAUAAUCCAUCCCAUGAGUCUACUCUUACUAGCAUGAUCUUUCUGCAAACAAACAAUCUAAACAAUCUAAUCGAAGAUGGAUUCGCUUCUCCUCGAAGAUUUUGGCCAGAAGGUGGAUUUGACGCGACGGAUUCGGGAGGUUUUGUUGAACUACCCGGAAGGAACCACCGUGCUCAAGGAGCUCAUACAGAACGCCGACGACGCCGGAGCCACACGUGUCCGUCUCUGCCUCGAUCGCAGGGCUCACGGGACGGGCUCUCUGUUGUCUGACUCUCUGGCUCAGUGGCAGGGUCCUUCUCUCUUGGCUUACAAUGACGCUGUGUUCACUGAGGAGGAUUUCGUUAGUAUCUCGAGGAUUGGUGGGAGUGGGAAGCAUGGUCAGGCUUGGAAGACUGGUCGUUUUGGGGUUGGGUUCAACUCGGUGUACCAUUUGACUGAUAUACCUUCCUUUGUGAGUGGCAAGUACGUGGUGUUGUUUGAUCCUCAAGGUGCUUACCUUCCUAACGUCUCUGCAGCUAACCCAGGGAAGAGAAUUGAUUUCGUUGGUUCGUCGGCUCUGUCUCACUACGAGGAUCAGUUUCUUCCUUACUGCGUCUUUGGAUGUGACAUGAAAAGGAGUUUUAGUGGCACUUUGUUUCGUUUCCCUUUGAGGAGUCCCGAGCAGGCUGCUUCUAGUAGGCUUUCGAGGCAGGCGUAUUUUGAAGAUGACGUUUCUUUGAUGUUUGAUCAGCUCUUCGAGGAAGGGGUUUUCUCGUUGCUUUUUCUUAAGUGUGUUUUGUCUAUUGAGAUGUACACGUGGGAGGCUGGAGAUCCGGAGCCUAAAAAGCUUUAUUCGGUUUCGGUCAGCUCUCCGAAGGAUGAUACUGUGCUGCAUCGGCAGGCGGUUCUUAGACUGUCGAAGACGUCGAUUUCUGGAGAUAGGGAGAUGGAUGCGUUUACUCUCGAGUUCGUGAGUGAGUCUGAGAAGGGGGGACAAAGUAAACGGAGAACAGACAAGUUUUACAUAGUUCAGACAAUGGCAUCAGCGUCUAGCAGAAUUGGCUCUUUUGCUGCUACUGCAUCCAAAGAAUAUGAUAUUCACUUGCUACCAUGGGCUUCAGUUGCAGCUUGCGUAUCAGAUGAUUCAGCAGAGAAUAAUUUCUUAAAGCUUGGGCAUGCUUUUUGCUUUCUUCCAUUGCCUGUACGAACUGGAUUGACGGUACAAGUCAACGGAUACUUUGAGGUGUCAUCAAAUCGCCGCGGAAUUUGGUAUGGAGAAGACAUGGACAGGAGUGGUAAAGUUCGUUCAGCCUGGAAUAGGCUUCUCCUGGAAGAUGUGGUAGCACCCUCUUUUGCACGAUUGCUUCUUUGUUUGAGAGAAGUGCUUGAUCCCAGGGAUUCGUACUUCUCCUUAUGGCCAAGUGGAUCUUUUGAAGCACCAUGGAACAUUUUAGUUGAGCAAAUUUACAAAAAUGUGUGCAAUGCUCCUGUGCUGUUUUCGGAUCUUGAUGGGGGGAAAUGGGUGUCCCCUGCCGAUGCUUACCUUCAUGAUGAGGAAUUCUCAAGGAGUAAAGAACUUGGUGAUGCCUUGCUGCAGCUUGAGAUGCCUAUCGUUUGCCUCCCAAGAUCAGUUUUUGAUAUGCUUUUGAAGCACCCUUCCUUUUUCAUUCCAAAAGUGGUUACUCCAGAUAGGGUGCGCAACUUUCUCAAAGGAUGCAAAACGCUCUCAACUUUGAAGAAAUCGUUGAAGCUAGUAUUAUUAGAGUAUUGCCUGGAUGAUCUGACUGAUGAUGAUGUUUGCACACAAGCCAGCAACCUGAAAUUGCUUCCGUUAGCAAAUGGUGACUUUGGUUUCUUUUCUGGAAGUGCAGAAGCUGUCGCCUAUUUUAUUUGUGACGAAUUGGAUCAUAUGCUUUUACAGAAAGCAUACGACAGAGUAAUUGAUAGGAAUAUACCUCCAGGUUUAUAUAGCAGACUUUUUGCCAUUGCAGAGUCACAAACAGCAAAUCUUGCAAUUUUCAGUAUCCAAAAUUUGCUUCAGUUAUUUCCGAGGCUUGUACCUGCUGAAUGGAAAUACAGAACCAAGAUUUCCUGGCAUCCAGACUCUAACCCAGACCAUCCUUCGUCUUCGUGGUUUGUUCUCUUCUGGCAGUAUCUCGAGAAACAGUGUGAGAGCCUUUUAUUAUUUCGUGAUUGGCCAAUCUUGCCAUCCACAUCUGGCUAUUUGUAUAUACUCUCUGCACAGUCAAAAUUGAUCAAUGCGGAGAAGCUUCCCGAUGCUGUCAGAAAUGUCUUGGAGAAGAUUGGUAGCAAAAUAUUAAACAACAAUUUCAAAGUUAAACAUUCAGACUUGUCCUCCUUCGUUUCAGAUGCUACUUACACAGGCGUCUUAGAAUCCGUUUUUGAUGCUGCCUCUUCAGAUAUGGAAGGGGUACAAAAUUUAAUUUAUAAUUUGAAUGUUGAAGAGAAGGAUGAACUUCGUAGUUUUCUUUUGGAUCCAAAAUGGCACAUGGGGAAUCAGGUUGGCGAUCUAUAUCUCAGAAACUGCAAGAUUUUACCCAUUUAUCGUGUAUAUGGAGAAACAUGUACUCAAGAAUCCGAUUAUUCUGAUCUUGUUAAUCCUCCUAAGUACUUACCUCCAUCAGAUGUGCCUGCCUGUCUUCUAGGAUGUGAGUUUAUUCUAAGCAGCAAAAGUAGGGAAGAAGAUGUUUUGUCCAGGUACUAUGGCAUUGAGAGAAUGAGGAAGAGUAAUUUCUACAGACAGCAUGUUUUCAGCAGAAUUGAAAUUCUGCAACCUGAGAUUCGUGAUCAGGUGAUGAUUUCUAUUUUGCAGAAUCUUCCACAACUAUGUAUGGAAGAUAGAUCCUUAAGGGAAGAAUUGCAGAAUCUAGAAUUUGUUCCAACUGUAACUGGUCCUCUUAAACGCCCAUCUGUUUUAUACGAUCCUCGUAAUGAAGAGUUAUAUGCUUUGUUGGAAGAUUCAGAUUGUUUCCCUGGCAGUGGAUUCCAGAAAUCUGCGAUUCUGGACAUGCUUCAAGGUUUGGGCCUUAGAACAACUGUUUCUCCUGAGACGAUUUUAGAGAGUGCACGAUUGGUGGAGCGACUGAUGAGCAUGGAUCUGGAAAAGGCCCAUUCACGAGGUAAAGUGCUUUUCUCAUUUCUAGAGGUCAAUGCUAUGAAGUGGCUGCCUAAUCAGUCGAGUGAAGAUGAUGGGGCUAUUAACAGAAUAUUCUCAAGAGCUGCGACGGCUUUCAGACCACGAAAUCUGACAUGUAACCUUGUUAAGUUCUGGAGCGAACUUAAAAUGAUUUGCUGGUGCCCUGUUUUAGCUUCUGCUCCAUUUCAAACUUUACCAUGGCCAGUUGUCACAUCUACUGUUGCGCCUCCGAAGCUUGUACGUCCGAAGACAGAUAUGUGGCUUGUGUCUGCAUCCAUGCGGAUACUGGAUGGUGAAUGUUCUUCUACACCUCUUGCAUAUAACUUGGGGUGGUUAUCACAUCCAGGAGGAAGUGCAAUUGCGGCUCAAUUGCUUGAACUUGGAAAGAACAAUGAAAUUCUGAUUGAUCAGGUUCUUCGGCAGGAACUAGCUUUGGCGAUGCCGAAGAUAUAUUCAAUUCUUGCAGGAUUACUUGGUUCAGAUGAGAUGGACAUUGUUAAGGCUGUACUUGAAGGUAGUCGCUGGAUCUGGGUGGGGGAUGGAUUUGCUACUUUGAGUGAGGUUGUUCUUGAUGGCCCUCUUCAUCUUGUUCCCUACAUUCGUGUUAUCCCUACCGACUUGGCUGUUUUUAGGAAGCUGUUCGUGGAGCUUGGGGUUCGAGAAUUUUUAACUCCAUCUGAUUAUGCUGAUGUUUUAUGUAGAAUAGCUGAAAGGAAAGGUAAUUCACCUCUUGAUCCACAAGAAAUCAGGGCAGCUGUGCUAAUUGCGCAGCAGUUGGCUGAAGCGCAAUUUCUUGACAAAGUCACAAUCUAUUUACCUGAUGUUGCUGGUCGUCUGUUUCCUUCAAGUGACUUGGUCUACAAUGACGCUCCAUGGUUGACUGCAUCAGACAAUCAUAGUAGCUCAUUUAGUGCAGAGUCUACAAUGCUAUUGAAUGCGAAAAGAACAAUGCAAAAGUUUAUUCACGGCAAUCUUUCGAAUGAGGUAGCAGAGAAACUUGGUGCUCGCUCUCUCCGUAGAGUCUUGCUAGCGGAAAGUGCUGAUUCAAUGAAUUUUAGUUUAUCUGGGGCUGCUGAGGCUUUUGGACAGCAUGAGGCAUUGACCACCAGACUUAAACACAUACUAGAAAUGUAUGCUGAUGGGCCUGGGAUUCUUUUUGAGCUGGUUCAGAACGCGGAAGAUGCAGGAGCUUCUGAGGUGACAUUCCUUUUGGAUAGGACUCAUUAUGGGACUUCUUCACUCCUCUCUCCUGAAAUGGCAGAUUGGCAAGGCCCUGCUCUGUAUUGUUUCAACAACUCGGUUUUUACCCAACAAGAUAUGUAUGCAAUCUCACGCAUUGGUCAAGCAAGCAAACUUGAAAAGCCUCUUGCGAUUGGAAGAUUUGGGCUGGGAUUUAACUGUGUUUAUCAUUUCACAGAUAUCCCGGGUUUCGUUUCUGGAGAAAACAUUGUUAUGUUUGAUCCCCAUGCCAAUCAUUUGCCUGGCAUCUCUCCAACUCACCCAGGCUUGCGGAUUAAAUUUGCUGGAAGAAAUAUAUUGGACCAGUUUCCUGAUCAGUUUGCACCAUUCUUACAUUUUGGUUGCGACUUAGAGCAUACAUUUCCUGGAACACUCUUUCGGUUUCCUCUCAGAAACGCAAAUGUUGCUCCUAGAAGUCAUAUAAAGAAAGAAACAUAUACUCCUGAAGAUGUGUUAUCCCUCUUCACUUCCUUUUCUGGUGUUGUUUCGGAGGCCUUAAUUUUCCUGAGGAAUGUAAAAUCAGUAUCCAUUUUUGUUAAGGAAGGAGCUGGUCAUGAAAUGCAGUUACUGCAUCGUGUUUGCAAAGAUUACAGUGUUGGGAAAGAUACGGAACCAAAGCCAUCAAAUCAAGUGUUUAGUCUUCUUGAUGAAAAUCUUUCUGCUGGAAUGAACAAAGAUCAGUUACUAAAAAAACUAAGCAGCACUGUAGUUAAAGAUCUUCCCUAUAAAUGUCAGAAGGUUGUGGUGACUGAGCAAGAUUCGUCGGGCUGUACUUCACAUGGAUGGAUAACAGGUGAAUAUCUGAAUGCCGGGGUAAGUAAAAAGCACUUAAAUCUUCCAGAAAUGUCCCAUAAGUUAAUACCGUGGGCUAGUGUUGCCGUCCUUAUAAAUUCUGUCAAGACUGAUGAAACAGAGAACGCGGCUGCUAGCAAUUCUGAUAUAUUUGGGCCAUCCACAAUCUCAGCUCAGAAUAGAAGAAAUUUUGGGGGGCGUGCUUUUUGCUUUCUGCCUCUACCUAUAACUACUGGCCUCCCUGCGCAUAUUAAUGCAUAUUUUGAGUUGUCAUCCAACAGGAGGGAUCUUUGGUUUGGUAAUGACAUGGCAGGGGGUGGAAAAGUACGGUCGGAUUGGAAUCUUUACUUGAUCGAGGAAGUUGUUGUACCAGCCUAUGGUCAUUUGCUUGAAAAAAUUGCAUCUGAACUUGGUCCAUGUAAUUUGUUCUUCUCUGUCUGGCCAGUAACUCUAGGAGCAGAACCGUGGGCAUCCUUGGUUCGGAAACUCUACGGUUUUAUUGCGAACAAUGGUCUUCGUGUGUUACAUACUAAAGCAAGAGGGGGCCAAUGGAUUUCAACUAAGCAAGCAAUUUACCCUGAUUUCAGCUUUCCUAAGGCAGAUGAGCUAGUUGAUGUCCUUGCGGACGCUGGUCUCCCUGUCAUUAACAUCUCGAAGUCAGUUGCGGAAAGAUUCAGAGAGGCUUGUUCAUCUUUGCAUUUUCUGACACCCCAAUUGUUAAGGACCUUGUUGACCCGGCGAAAACGUGAGUUUAAGGAUAGAAGUGGCUUGGUCUUGGCACUAGAAUACUGUAUUCUUGACUUAGAA